AUGAAUGGAAGUAUCAACGCUUCCAACUGGACAUCUGCUUCUGGGCAAUGCCCCCGAGAUACCAGGACAUCUCAUGUUGUAUUUCCAAUUUUGUACAGCAUUCUUUUCCUUUUGGGAUUUCUACUGAACAGCGUGGCUGUAGUUGCUUUCUUCCAGAUUCCAACCACUUCAAGUUUCAUUGUGUAUCUUAAGAACACCGUGGUCUCCGAUUCCAUCAUGACUCUCAUGCUGCCUUUCAAGAUUCUAACAGACUCAGAAAUGGGGUUCUGGCAACUUAAAGCAUUUGUUUGCCGUUUUUCAGCGGUAAUAUUUUACCAGACCAUGUAUAUAAGCAUUGUGCUGCUUGGACUUAUUUCCUUAGAUAGGUUUCUCAAGAUCAUUCAGCCGUUUGGGAAAUUCUGGUUGCACAAGAUCACUUCAGCUAAAGUGGUUUCAUGGUCUGUUUGGCUCUUCUUCUUUGUCCUCUCCUUGCCCAAUGUGAUCUUGACAGACCGUGAGGCUACAUCUCUCCCAGUGAGGAAGUGUGCUUCAUUGAAAAGUGACUUGGGACUGAAAUGGCAUGAAGCUGUUAAUUACAUCUGUCAAAUCGUCUUCUAUACUGUGCUGAUUUUGAUGCUUCUGUUUUAUGUAAUUAUUGCUAAAAAGAUUUAUAGCUCUUAUAAAAGAACCAAGAUAGCAGAGUGUAAAAUUAAACAAAGAGCCAAAAGCAAGGUGUUUAUAAUUGUAGCAGUUUUUUUCAUCUGUUUCGCCCCUUAUCAUUUUGUUCGGGUACCUUAUACUCUUAGCCAAAGUGGCCAGAGUAUGAGCUGUACUAAACAGAAUCAAUUAUUCAUAGCCAAAGAAAGUACUCUCUGGUUAGCUACUGCAAAUAUAUGUAUGGAUCCAUUAAUAUAUGUGUUCUUAUGCCGGAAAUUUAUAGAAAAAGCCUUUUGUUCUAAAUUACAAAAAUCCAGGUAUACAAUUCAAGAAAGUACAACCCUGGCAUUGGAUACUGGAAUAUCUACAUAGAUGUUAUAUUUUCAGUAAAUAAGUGUAGGAAACUGUUUUUAAAUGCCAAUUGCAGGUUAUUAAUAGAAAAUAACUAAAUAACAUUCCUCUAUGCUUGGCUAAUACAUCAUUGUAUCUCAAUUACUUGGGUUGUGUAUUUUCUUAUGUGGGAAAAUAGAAUUAUGAUGUUAUCUGCAGGUAUUUCAGAAGGAAGAUCACACAGCUAUUAUCACAGUACAUUUGUUUGAUAAUUGUUUUCUUAAACUGAAAAAUAGAGACAAGCUUUGUUUAGUGCCAUAUUUUGCUCUACAACAGAAUACAGAUCUGUACUCCAAAGCUUUGGCUUUAGACCAAGGGUGUCAAACUCAAUUUCAUUGAGGGCCGCAUCAGGGUCGUGUUUGACUUCAGGGAGCAGAUUGGUGUGGCUAGGGUAGGAAUGGCCAGCUCGACGUCACUUGUGUCAGGGGCACCUCUGGUGACCCGACUGCUCUGCCAG
This is a messenger RNA of Thamnophis sirtalis, 1483 nucleotides long. NCBI's taxonomy places the organism in Eukaryota, Metazoa, Chordata, Lepidosauria, Squamata, Natricidae. The record is from RefSeq and is a predicted model, not a curated record.